Messenger RNA from Branchiostoma floridae (Florida lancelet), 2511 nucleotides. RefSeq names its product major facilitator superfamily domain-containing protein 2B-like. Gene Ontology annotation, biological process: carbohydrate transport. The record is from RefSeq and is a predicted model, not a curated record. Gene Ontology annotation, molecular function: symporter activity. The transcript has 13 exons. Lineage: Eukaryota; Metazoa; Chordata; Leptocardii; Amphioxiformes; Branchiostomatidae. The coding region runs from base 5 to 1570 and encodes 521 amino acids. Gene Ontology annotation, cellular component: membrane.
CAAAAUGGCGGGCGUCCGUGUGGAACCGCUGUCCACCCGUGAGAAGCUGUGUUACGCGGUGGGGGAGUUCUCUGGCGUCAUGACGUACGACAUCAUCUCCCUGUACGCCAACAUCUUCCUUCUGGAGGUGGUGAAGCUGACUCCCCUGGCGGCGACUGCGGUAAUUUUCGGGAGCCGAGUUUGGGACGUCCUGGCGUACCCUCUCCUCAUCCCGGUCCUGAACGCGACCAGGCCGAACAAGUGGGGCAAGCAUAAAACCUGGAUGGCCGCAUCCACGCUAAUCGUCAUCCCCUCCUACGUGCUGGGGUGGUACGUCCCGGGUAUCGACAGCGGAGGGAAAGUCGCCUGGUACCUGGUCUUCUACAGCGUGUAUUUGGUGUCCCAGACGGCCUACACGAUUUCCCAUCGUACCCUGCUGAUGUAUAUGACCGAAGUACCAGCCGAGAGGGAUUCAGCAACAACCUAUCGAAUGAUCUGCCACAUGUUGUCGUACCUCCUGGCGAUCGGUGUCCAUGGCCAGAUCGUGGCAGCGUUCGGCACUACGGAAUCUGCAUCGUGUGUCAACUCCACAAUCAGCAACACAAGUACGGCCAUCAUUGCGGACCCGGAGACUGGUUAUCUUGUAUCGGCUGGAACUACCGCCGCCAUUAUUACUAUCGCUGUCUGUGCAACACUCUUCGGAGUCAAGGAGUAUACAGGAAGCACGGUCACCGGUGACGACACCUCACGAGGAACUCUGCUGAAGGACAUCUGGGAAGUCUGCACCUUCCGGCCGUUCGCUGACCUGGUGGGCUUGGGGAUGCUGUCAUGCUUUGGCACCACUCUGCAACAAUGGUCCGCGGCCAUCGCAAUUCAAUACGCCCAUGGCCUUGAAGACCAAGUGCAGAACCUGCUCCUCGCCCUUUUGGGAGCAAGUGUCCUAACCAUCCCCGUUGCUGCCCUACUGCUGACGCGUUUUGAGAAGAAGCUAGUCUUGGCAGGUUUCGCCUUGUUAGUGGCGGGAGUUUCGGUGGGCAUGAUGUAUAUUCCCGCAGGGCGACUGGACAUUCUUCUCGUAAUGGUCUGUCUCGUUGGGAUUGGAUUUGCCGGUCCUACCUACAUACCAUGGACUAUGCUGACUGACGUGGCGGAUGACUUUAAAAUCCAGAAGGGGAAGAGGCGGGACAUGCUGUUCCAGACGUUAUUCCAGUCCCUGAAUAUAACCUCCAUACUGCUAGCUUCAGUCACCUCCAUAGUGGCUCUGGAGAUCGGCGGGUACCAGUCCGGUGCAUGCACCCAGGCGGACUCCGUCGCCUUCACCACCCGCCUGCUGGUCUCCUUCAUCCCGGCGGGGGCGACCCUCCUCAGCCUGGUCUUCCUCUGGCGCUACCAGCUCACAGGAGAGAGACUCGCGGCGAACAAGGCUGUGCUAGAGGAACGAAGGACCCAGCAGGCUGCAGACACCAACGUUAACGGAGCAGCACCUCAACUGUCAUUGACCAUGAAGUCACAUGACGAGCCGGACACACGCGGACCGGUGCAGCUGACCUACUUCGGGCCUCACGGUUCCUUCCGUGUUAAACACCAUUAGAGCUGCUCCGUGUGCCUGCUUUUCGGCUGAUCAAUAGUCAUAGCAAGGAGGUUAAAAUCAAGAGAAGUAACUAGCUAGUAAUUUUUUGUUUGAACAUUUAUUUAGUCAUGAAAGCUCAAAUCGGCCUGCACACCGCCUUUCAUUGAGGUCAUGUGGGAAGAGGCAAGGGUCAGACAAAGUCUAUAACAGAGAUACAGUUUACAUCGUUUAGAGUCCUUAUAAGUCCUAUAAGUCUGUAUACACAAUUUUGCAUACAUAAAAAAUACAUGAUAGAAAGAAACUGCUACAUGAUUCAAGUCCGUUCAGAUAUGUAUAAGAUAAUGCAUACAUACGUAAAUGUCCCUCCCACAAGGCAUUGCAAUUAUCUAAGGUCAAUUAAUACAAAAUCUAAGCAACGGCACGUGCAGGGCGCUACAUAACUAUUUUAGUGGCAGUGCAGAAUUUAGUCUGCGAUAAAAAAAUAUUCCAGGCGAAACUUACAGCCUCUUCCCUCUCCUUUGUGAUGUUAUUGCAAAGAUAACAUAGACAGAACACGAUAGCUCUCGGGUAUGGCAUGUUUACAAUAGAUCGUUACAGGCAAUCCACAAAGGCUGACUGUUGUUAUAGCAAACUAUCCGGUGGGACUACAAACGCAUGACCGCGAUGUUUCCUAUCCGAAGAUUUUGACUUCAGACUACGUCGAGCACCUGCAAAUGGCCGAUGGCUCCGUGCAAUAGCGCUCCUAGCGGUUCGACUGCUAAAGUGCAACUGCACAAACAUAGUGCCAGUGGUAGUGGUAUUGCAUAGAUUUGAUUUGAUUUUUAUUCAGAAACCUUUUAGCCCACCCGGGCCAAUCUUCCAAGGUUCAAAACAAUAGCAUCGUCGUCAUCGAUAUCAUUUGUCCAUAUCGGGCCGUGUGGUGAAAGCCAUGCGUUAAGAUGUAAUUCUUGAUAACAUAAAGA